Molecule: messenger RNA, 1047 nt
Organism: Aureobasidium namibiae CBS 147.97
Lineage: Eukaryota; Fungi; Ascomycota; Dothideomycetes; Dothideales; Saccotheciaceae
Exons: 2
Coding region: 1-1047 (348 amino acids)
Source: RefSeq, a predicted model, not a curated record
AUGCCUUUGCAAACAGCCAUCGUCCUCAGUCUGGAGACCAUGACUGCGCUAUCACCCCAUCCAAUUCCAACGAGCACUCAGAUCCGCCAUUCGGCGCCCGUCCGUCAUUCAUGGGACUCUUCUCGGCACAUCGCAGGCGUACCGACGGUGCCUCCGAGUAUGUCACAUCUCGCCUUUGGCGUGACACACCAAUCUGACAUCAGACGCAGUCCCGAUCCAUCAACGCCAGUCAAGCCCCUCGGGCAGCCAAAGUAUACCAUCACAAAAGAGACUCCACCCUCGUCCUCGAAGCUUGCCAGCAGACCUCCCACUCCAGUUCCAGACUGUCCACCACCUCCUUUGACCAGACCAUCUACCGUCAGCAACCUCAACGCUCCGCCAACUGUCUCUUCCAACAUCCAGCAAUCAGUAUCGAAACCCUCAUUUGCCGCUCAUGAAGCACCAUCGCCCUCUUCCACGGCCUUGCUACCUCUAGACGUUCCAAAAUAUCGCUUCCCGCCUACUCCUCCUCUGCCCAAGGAAUGGAAUGGAACUCACGAUCAUGCAAUGUGUGUUCUCGAUACCUGCAACUACUCUCUCAACGCCAUCGUCAAGAAGCUCCGAAGUGCUUUCCCUGAGCUCUCCAAAGCUCCCUUGACUCCAACUAUGGUCGACAAACGUCUGCGUGUCCUCGAUCAGAAUCCUGACAUUGACUACUUCCGUACUGGCCUUGAGCAUGCCAAUCGCGAAGGCAUGGAGAAGGCACGUCGUGGCAAGGCCAUCAGCACUGGCACUGGCCCUUCCGGCUACGACACACGAAUCCCAGCCGAUCCAAGGGUCUCGACUCUUACAUCUCCCACGUCUACCAUCGAUAGCAGCUUCUUGAGCAGCGUACCAAGUCUUCCUGACCUUCCAAAGACGCCGAGAGAAGCUCACCAUGAGUCGGGUCUCUCCACAAAGACCACCGACUCUCUCACCUCUCAAGCUCGUCACUUUACUCGGCCGUUUGACAUUGGUUUUCUAUCCCACAGAACCCUUGCUUCUGAAAAAGACGAGUCGGAAAGAUGA